AUGGCAGACGAGGUGCGGAAACUUGUAGCCCAAUAUUUCCAGUUUUUUGAUCCGCCACAACUGGAUCUGCCGCCAGGAGAUGUUCUACUACGCCCUGUUGUGCAAGAAGCUCUACAUGAGCGCAUGUUCGACGAAUCUCUCACCCCACUCCCGCCAGCUGCAUAUCGAACACGAGUGCUCAAGCUUAUAGUCGCGCGAAUUGAAGAAGCAAUCAAAGAUCCUGAAGAAGAUGAACUAAAUGACAAUCUAAUGGACGCCCUGGGCGUGCUUGUGGCCCAACCAAAGCCUAGCGCCUUGGAGCUGGCCCAACAACUAUCCCACGUCAAAUACACUGCCCCUCUGCAGUCCCCUCCUACCAGUGAUCGGGAGGUGACCACGAUCGAAUCGCGUGGUCUUAUCCUCUCCGGCGGUACGACUGGCAAUCGCACCUGGGAAGCCGCGCUGCAUCUCGGCUCAUUCCUCGCUUCACCUGCAGGCGAAUCGCUUGUACGUGGGAAACGGGUGAUUGAGCUCGGUGCGGGAACAGGUUUCUUGUCCCUGUUUUGCGCACGCCAUCUCGGCGUGAGGGGCGUUGUCUCUAGUGAUCGUGAGCCUGUUCUAAUCGAGAAUAUGCGCGAGUGUGUACGAUUCAAUUACCAAGGCGAGGGGCCUUUCCCAUUCUAUCCUGCUGUGUGGGACUGGGGUACUCCGCUGGAGAAGACGGAGGAGUUGGAGUCUUUUGUGGAGGGUGAAGAUUUGAGGUUUGAUGUUGCGCUGGGUGCAGAUCUGAUUUACGAUACGGACAUUAUUCCUCUCCUUUUAUCGACCGUUCGCGAUCUCUUCGAGAAUUAUCACGUCGAGCAAUUUAUUAUCUCGGCUACUCUGCGCAACGAGAAGACCUUCCAGACAUUCCUUGACGGGUGUGAAAACAAUGCCUUCAGAGUCGAGGCUCUUCCCUUUGAGUCUACAACCUCAGAAGAGCAAAAUGGCUUCUUCCACUCGACGAGUAUCCCAAUAAAGACAUAUCGAAUCUUGAAGGCUCAAUAA
Molecule: messenger RNA, 1026 nt
Organism: Penicillium cataractarum
Lineage: Eukaryota; Fungi; Ascomycota; Eurotiomycetes; Eurotiales; Aspergillaceae
Product: protein-lysine N-methyltransferase
Exons: 4
Coding region: 1-1026 (341 amino acids)
Source: RefSeq, a predicted model, not a curated record